CUGGCCUCGUGUUCUCCCGCGCUGUGUUUUUGCGGUGUAAUUAAAAUGCAGGGUUUAAUUUCGGUGCACAUGGAGACGUUCAACAAGCUGCUACUGGAAUAUCCCGGAUUAAUGUACAGCGGAGUCGGAGCUACCGCGUUUGUAGCCGGCUGGGCGCUGAUAUACAAGAUAGCCACCAGAAAGAAGCCCACCCAUGCAAAUGUCAACUGCUGGUUCUGCAAUCAGAACACAGUAGUCCCCUAUGGGAACAGAAACUGCUGGGAUUGUCCUAACUGUGACCAGUACAAUGGCUUCCAGGAGAAUGGGGAUUACAACAAACCCAUCCCAGCUCAGUUCAUGGAACAUCUGAAUCAUGGCGUAUCUGGAAGCCUUCCUUCUUCUGAGACGCCCAAGACUCUUCAGUGGGUCAACUGUCAGAUGCUGCUUUGCAGGAAGUGCAAUAAUAACCAGUCUGCAAAGAUCAAGCAAUUGGCCUCAUACAUCCCUCGAGAUGAAGAGAACUAUGAUGAGGAAAUCGAAGCCUACAAACACCACCUGGAGCAGACCUACAAGUUAUGCAGACCAUGUCAGGCAGCAGUGGAGUAUUACAUUAAAUAUCAAAACCGCCAGCUUCGUACAGUGCUCCUAAACCAUCAGCUUCGGCGCACUCGAGAAUCAGACAUGGGGUUUGUAAAGAGCUCCCAGUCUCCGUCUUCUCCCACGGGGGUCAUACUAUUGCGGAUCCUUGCCUUCCUGAUAUGUGCUUUUGUAGUUGCUACAUCCUUCUGUGAGCUGCCUGAUCAGCCUGCUUCGACUAAUGGCCUACCAACAUUAAGCGGGGGGGUCAUUCCUCCAAAGCCCAAGGCCCAGAAUGAAUCCACCUCCAACAAUGACACCGCGUCCACACCUGUAUGGCAAAGCCUGCUGGACUUGGUCCCAGACAAGGCCUUGGAAAAUGCCAAGCUAGUGUGGCAUCUUGGAAGAGACAACCAGCUAGCUGUAGUUUCUGUUGGCCUCUUGACUUGUCUGUCUGCUGUCAUCUUAGCAGGACCGAUGAGGUUGAGGAGAAUCGAUACCGUAGCGUCUGUCCUGUGGUUCUUCAUCCUGUGCCUCUGCCUGGCCGAGUGCUACUUCACUGCUACCUUGGGCUGGAUGGACACAGCGAAGCUUGUUGCCAUCUCCCUCUGUUGCCUUGUCAGCUUUGCUGCUGCAGCGGCAACUCGCAAACCGCUGAGUCCACGACGAGCCAAAUAUCGCAGAUACCUUCCAGGCAGACACCUUCCACCGUCAUACUCUCCUGACCUGGCGGAGUCCUUCAUCCCCAUGCCGCCCCCGAACCUGUCCAAGCUCAUCAACCACCAACAGUGUCCUCGUAAGCGCAAGGCGUCCCCCUCCUCUCUGCCCGGGCGCCUCAGCAGAGCCCUCUGCCUCGGCACCAUCCCCUCUCUCACCAGGACAGAUUCUGGUCACCUGUUCAGUGGAAGCAGACCAGCUUCACAGUACUCACCGUCUUCAGACUACUUUUCACUAAAGUCUGAGAGCCGCCCUUCAUCCCCAGGUCCCUCUCCAACUCCUUCAGUAGCUGGCUCGGUUACAUCCAGCUCAGGUUCUGCCAGACUACGGCGUCCCCUCAUCUGCCCUGCUCGCCUCAACAUCAGCGGCCAGAAACUCCGGCUUUUCUCGACGGAGCCAGAACCCACAUUGACGCCCCCGCCUGUGUCUCCAUCGCAUUUCUUUGCAGAGCCGACUCCUUCAAUAUACAGUGGCCGGUUUUCACCUGACACAUCACCCUUCCAAAGUCAAAAUGAUUUAAGCUCCUUGUUAAGAGAUGGAAGUGUGAUCAGUGGGGACGCAAAGCAAAGCAGCUCCUCGGGGUCCUCUGCAUGCCUGGUUGGCACGACAACACAGGGAUUAGAGGGCAUCCCUCCUCCAAAAGGUUUUAUGAAGCGUUUCAUCUGGCCAGGACUGUUAUUAGCGAGCCUGACCGCCAACCUGUUCUUCUCCGGCCUGUACAUGUACCGCAACUGGACAUGAAUGACACAAUUGAAUUUUCCUAAAUAAAGUAUUUUUAAUUUAAUUUAGUUUCAUUUCAUGAGGCGCUGAUGGGUCCGCUGCUGUUGUACAGACUCGACCACUGGGCCUUGACCAACCUGUUGUCUCUGUGGAGCUGGAGGUCAUUCAGCAAUAGCAGAAACAUUCACCUCUCUGACUGUUAUUGUUUGCUGCUGAUCACAGACGUCUGCUGACACAUGUUCAGCAACAGGCCUCCCAGUUUAUUGGAGUUACAAUGAAUUUCUGAUUCGUUAGUGCUUAAACAUAUUUUGUCUUUUGGUCACUGCUCCUCUUAAACAAAGGCAGGCGCAACGGACUGAGGAGAAUCAACUUUUGCACUGAUGCUUAAAGGCUUUUUAAAAACCUUUUGCUGUGAAAUGUGCAAUAAGCAUGUACUGUUCAGUAGAUGUUGCUUGGGCACAAACGGUCGGGUCUUAUCUACUUAAAUGGACUGUAAUAGGUGUUGGUCUGUGUUUGUGUGCACUGUGUAACUCAUCUGAUAUUGAAGAAACACUACAGAAAAGGUUUGUUUUAGUCCGGCUGCAGUAGGCCUGGGUCACUUUGUGUUGUGCUUGUGAGAAGUUUGGCAUUUUCUGAAUGUGUGUGUAGUUACCACAACUUCUGGCAGGUUAAACAGAACUUUGCUUAGUUUUAAACAUGAAUUGGACUUGUAAAAUUUGCAAAUUUGAAAUGUCAAGAAGAACUGAUCUUUUAAAGCAUUAUCGGCUUAAACAUGGUCAUGGUGAAGAAUCUCUCCCUUGCCUCUAUUGGGAGUGUUACUGCUCGUUUAAAGCCUGAGAACCCAUCUGUCAAGAAGCCAUUCAAGUCUUGAUACAGGGACACACACAGACGUUCUAUCUUUGAAAUGUUCGUGUUGCUCUUUAAACACCAUUGCCACAGAAAGAAUACUUUGAACACAGUGGACGUCAUUUAAAAAAAGCAGGAAACUGUGUCUUGUGUUUUUGAAAACUGGUUUUUCACAACAAACAUUUACGGAACAUUUGCCUCUCAUUAGGAGUCAGAAACACACUCCUCAUUCUCUGGAUGACUUCAAGCCUGAGCUCUUGCAGAGGCAAGUUAAUCCUUCAAAUACAGGGGAUGUUCCUAUUGAGGAGGGUAUGGAGGGUACAGUGAGUGAAGAUCCUGAAGAUGAAGAAAUGAGAGAACUGCCGAACUUAAUGGGAAAAAAAUUAGCCCACAUGCUGCUGAAAAUGGAAAGCAUAUUCAAUGUACCACAAAGGUGUAUCUAGAGUUGGUAGAAGAACUACACUUUAUUUCUUCAUCAGCUUCAGGUCCUCUUUUAAAAGAUAUUUUACAGUCAUGCUUGAAGAAGCAUAAUUGUGAGGUUGAUGAUUUGAUCAUCUCAGAGAUGGUGACAGAACUAUGCAAAUCUAACCCAAUUGCAUUAGCUCUAGGACAUAAUGCUCUUCUUUCCACCUCCUACAAAAGAAGAGAGUAUUUCAAGGAGCAUUUUUCCAUGGUAGAACCUAUAGAGUAUCUUCUCAGUGCUAAGGAGAAGAAAAGUUUCCAAUAUGUACCUAUUUUGAAGUCCUUACAUGAGGUUCUGAAGAAAAAAGAGACCCUGGAUUUGCUCAGAUAUACCUCUGAAGCAGACAGCAGGUCUGACGCUCACGUGUUUUUAAGCGAAAUUGUUGGGACCUCGUGGCUCGUACGUCUACUCCAUACCAUUCCUAGUGGUCUCCCCGUUAUGCAACUCUUUUGAGACGUUUAAUGCUAAUUUGAUUUUGUGGUAAUUUCAGGUUUAGUUGUCUGUUUUGAAAUAAUUAUGAGCCAAAGUAAAAAAAUAAGUAAAUAAAUACUUAACCUUGUGUAAAAAAUGUAUGUUUCUGAAAAACUAAAACUUGCUACUGAAAACCAGUGUCUGAUGAUAGAAGUAGAAAAGUGUCAUUAGACCAGGAUGUGGACAAUAGUUUUGAAAAGCUAUUGUUCCCUUUCAACAUGCUGUAUACAGACUUGCGCAUUUGUACACGACGUGUAACCUGACGUACGUUUAUUUCUUCUCUGAAGAAGACUCAAUUACUGAAGGAUCAAGAUACAUGUUGAAAUGUAAAUGUUCUCUUUUGGUUGAAUUUUGCUGAAUGAGACAAACUUUUUCUUUGAAUUCAGAAUAAAUUCGUUUUUGAAUUUGUAUUUAAAGUGUAAUUAAAGUAUGUUGUGCUUUUUCUUUACCAUGAAGUAAACUCAAAGGUUUUCAGACUCUUUGACAACAAGUAUGAUUGUGUUGUUUGCUUUGAAAGUUUGUUUUUCCACCGUGUUCAACUUGUUGCAAAUGUUUGGUCUGUGAUUGUAUGGAACAACUUAAGCUUCAUCUGGACUUGUACUUUUUCAAUAAAAUAUUUUUUC
This is a messenger RNA of Stegastes partitus (bicolor damselfish), 4395 nucleotides long. It is a transcript of the gene tmem201, whose product is annotated as transmembrane protein 201. Gene Ontology annotation, cellular component: nuclear inner membrane. The record is from RefSeq and is a predicted model, not a curated record. Gene Ontology annotation, molecular function: lamin binding; actin filament binding. Lineage: Eukaryota; Metazoa; Chordata; Actinopteri; Pomacentridae. The transcript is spliced from 12 exons. Bases 46 to 2013 code for a protein of 655 amino acids. Gene Ontology annotation, biological process: nuclear migration along microtubule.